Owenia fusiformis is the source of this 2979-nucleotide messenger RNA. The record is from the annotation of a GenBank genome assembly. Lineage: Eukaryota; Metazoa; Annelida; Polychaeta; Sabellida; Oweniidae.
AGAGGAUAUGGUUCAGGCGUGGUCGGCACAAAAGGUCGAGGGCUUCUCAAAUGUCGAAGAUCGGUGGCACGUGAUUAAAGACCCCACGAAAUAAUUGAGAUAAGGCGUAAUAACAACCUUGGAGCCAGCGUGGAUAUACGAAGAUAAAGCAUGAAUCCCUCAGUACUGCUAAAUGUAUCAUAUUCCUGCAGGAACAAUGUUGAAAUGACUGCCUUUUCACCGUGAAAGACUCGAUAGGAUUAUGGUAUCUGGACGUGAUCGGUAAAUCCCCAAUAAUUACACAAAUACUUUCAAUCUUUAAACAAAAAAUGCACACUUAAUUAUGCGGACCACGUUCUGGCUUAUAACUUAUCAAAUCAAAAACACUAUAAUAAUUGUCCAAUACGAGAUUUCAAUAUUGAAUUUGAGAAAAUGCUUCUAAUUGAAGGAGCAAAUAUGCACACAUGUGUCGAAUAACAUAAUUUAAAAAUGGAUAGAACGUAUGGCGAUGUCGAAGUUUGCCUGUUGGAGAACCAGCAGAAUACAAAUGGUGUGAUGGAAAAUAAUCACACCAUUGCACUUUGUGUGACUUGUAACAGACAAUGUGAUAAACUUCUCAGUAAUGGUGUCAAUGAAGAAUGUGGACACAGUCCAGUAAUUGUGAGUCCGAAUGGCCGCAGUACUACUGACGCUAAAACAGAGACGUUUAAGCCACUCAUACAUAGCGGUGAAGCUGAUCUUGAUCCUGACCGUGAAACUUGGGACAAGAAAAUUGACUUUUUACUAUCUAUCAUUGGAUUUGCAGUUGAUCUCGCUAACGUGUGGAGAUUUCCAUAUCUAUGCUACAAGAAUGGAGGGGGUGCAUUUCUCAUUCCAUAUUUCCUCAUGCUGGUGUUUGGCGCCCUUCCCAUGUUCAUGAUGGAGUUGAGUCUCGGCCAGUUCCACAGGGAAGGGGCAAUAAGUGUUUGGAAGAUAGUUCCAUUAUUUAAAGGUGCGGGAUGUGCUGUAGUGCUCAUUUCAUAUUUAGUGGCAUUGUACUACAACGUCAUUAUCGCAUGGGCGUUCUAUUUUCUGUUUUCCUCAUUCACAAGCACUCUUCCUUGGACAGGCUGCGACAAUGACUUCAAUUCAGCCCGAUGUUUUACGAAUCCUCGUAACAUUACUAACCUUACUACUUCUAGUCCGAACGCAACCCUGAAUGGGUCUUCUAGUGCCACCGAAUACUUUGAAAGAGGUGUUCUUCAGCUCCACAAAAGUACUGGCGUAGAUGAUCUUGGUGCCCCGAGGUGGCAGUUAGUGCUGUGCUUGAUGUGUGUGUUCAUCGUCCUUUACUUUGCCCUAUGGAAGGGCGUCCAUUCAUCUGGGAAGGUAGUAUGGGUAACGGCAACCAUGCCUUAUAUAGUCAUGUUGAUACUGCUGAUUAGAGGAGUCCUUCUCCCAGGUGCCCUGGAUGGCAUUCUGUACUUCAUCACGCCCAAACUGGAAAGACUCGGGGAUCCUAAUGUUUGGAUAGAUGCUGCUAACCAGAUUUUCUUCUCGGUAGGUGCCGGGUUUGGCGUCCAUAUUGCAUACGCCAGCUACAAUACGUUCCACAACAACUGUUAUAGGGAUUGCAUUGUGACGGCAGGGGUGAAUAGCUUCACUAGUCUUUUUUCCGGGUUCGUCAUAUUCUCCUACCUCGGCUAUAUGGCGUCCACACAGGGCGUUAACAUAGAAGAUGUGGCUAAACAAGGUCCUGGUUUGGUGUUCAUUGUCUAUCCAGAAGCAAUAGCUACUUUACCCGGGGCUCAGGGAUGGGCCAUUGUAUUCUUCGUCAUGCUCCUCACACUUGGCCUGGACAGCGCUAUGGGAGGCAUGGAAUCUCUACUGACGGCAUUCAAGGAUGAGUUUAAGCCGUUCUUUAAAAAUAAAAGAUGGGGCCGAGAAAUAAUAACUGCCAUUGUGAUACUUGGGGCUUUCCUGAUUAGUAUAGUGAAUGUCACUUACGGCGGAAUGUAUGUGUUCACUAUAUUGGAUACAUUUGCAGCCGGAACAUCCAUUAUAUUUGCAGUUCUUGCCCAGGCAAUAGCAGUGUCCUGGUUCUAUGGAGUCGACCAGUUCUGUGAAGACAUUCAAGAGAUGAUUGGCUUUAAGCCAAGCUAUUACUGGAGGAUCUGCUGGAAGUUUAUCACCCCUACGUUCCUCAGUGUCGUUGUUGUAUUGAGUGUAAUCAAGUACUCGCCUCUAACGUACACAAGCCAGGCCGGAAUCUAUAUAUACCCCAGUUGGGCCAACGCUCUUGGGUGGUGUAUCGGGGCUGCUUCUAUGGUCUUGGUCCCCAUAGUAGCAAUAUACCAGCUAGCUAACACCCCAGGAACCUGGAGAGAGAGAUUGGCAAUCUGCAUCUCGCCUCAUUGGGAGCACCACGACAUUCGCCAAGGAGGCCCAGUGCGAAGGUUUAAGUGGCGACAUUGGUUCAACCUUGGCUGAAGAUAAGAAUUGACGUUGGCGACAUAUCUGGAGCACAAUUCAUUGCAUGCUCUUCAUAGAUCGUGUGUGAUGUGACUAUUAUAUCCUCACCUUUGAAUGCGCAACUGACGUCAUUAAAAAGAUAAAGCAUCAAACACGCAUCAAAAUAGUACUAUUCAACGUUAGCCUGGCACCUUUGAAUAUGCAAAUAAGGUCAUCGCCAAAGACAGAGCAUCAGACACAUAUCAUAAUGAACAGUCUAGAACUAACCUACGUUUGCCUGUCAUUAUUGCUACCUUUGCAUGUGCAGAUGAGGUCAUCGCCAAAGAUGACGCAUCAUAAUGAACAGUCUACAACUUAUAAACUUUUGCCUGUCAUUUUGUGAACUUUGCGUGCGCAAAUGAGAACAUCGCCAAAGACAGAGCAUCAGACAAGCAUAAAAAUAAAAGUCUAGUACUAAUCAACGUUAGCCUGUAAUUUUGUGACCUUUGAAUAUGCAAAUGAGGUUAUCACAGGAUAUGGAGCACCAGACGCGCAUCAAAUAGAACAUUC